AUGUAUUUUCUUGUUCCACUUCUACCUUUAAUAUUUCUCAAUCAUACAUUGUGGAGGCGAACGGUAGAUCGACUUAUUGGCUUUUGGAUUUUUAUGCCAUGCGGUCUUAUUGAAUUUUUUUUUGGUGCACGUGUAACAGUAUCCGGUAUCAAAAUAGACCACAGUGAACCAGCAUUGAUUAUAAUGAACCAUCGGACAUGUUUAGAUUGGCUGUUUUUUUGGAAUGCUUUGAUUCGGAUAGAUCCUUGGCUUUUGACAUCACAAAAAAUAUCUUUAAAGGCAAUAGUGAGACAUUUACCUGGAGCUGGUUGGGCUAUGGCUUUGAACGCUUAUUUGUUUUUAACUCGGCGCCUUGAGAAUGAUCUAGCGCAUAUUGAGGAAAUGAUCGAUUAUUACGCCAAUUCGAGGCAUGCAUAUCAGCUGCUUCUUUUCCCUGAAGGAACCGAUAAAGAUUACCGAGCAACUGAAAAAAGUCGGAAAUUUGCGCUGAAACAGGGUUUAGUCCAUUAUAGUUAUGUGCUUCAUCCUAGAACAACGGGAUUCACAGUAAUAUUGAAAAAAAUGCGACAAGUAGGAUACAUAAAGAACAUAUAUGAUGUGACAGUUGCUUAUGCGGAUGCAAUUGUACAGUCCGAAUUCGAACUAUUUUCCAAUGGUUCUUGCCCGAAGAGUAUUCAUUUUCAUGUGAGUAAAAUCGAUGUCGAUAGUUUAUCCGAAAAUGAUGAACUUAUUGCACUGUGGCUUACGAAUCGUUGGAAGACAAAAGAGGAAAAACUUGCACAAUUUUAUCAUUCCGAUGACGCCAAACACCGAGCUUUUAAGACUGAUUCAAAUUAUGAUGAAGUUUUUGAACUAACAAAAGCCAAAUUUACUGUGGUUUACGGGAUUGUGGUGAUAUUCUGGGUAUUUAUAUCAGUAUUCUUAAUGUAUUCAUUUUUCUACUAUCAUUUGCAAUAUUUGUUAGCAAUAUUGACAAUUACUAUCUUUCUUGGUUCUCAAUUCUUGCUUGGUGGCUUCGAGCACAUUGCGAUUCAAGCAGUUAAACGUUCUUCGCGGUACGAAAAAACAAAACAAAAACGUAUAGCACCUGUCAUCAGGUUUUUUCUGAUUAUCUUCAACCAAGAAGAAUUGCUCAAGAAAUAA
Molecule: messenger RNA, 1143 nt
Organism: Cercopithifilaria johnstoni
Lineage: Eukaryota; Metazoa; Nematoda; Chromadorea; Rhabditida; Onchocercidae
Source: the annotation of a GenBank genome assembly